Messenger RNA from Ascoidea rubescens DSM 1968, 2183 nucleotides. RefSeq names its product long-chain fatty acid transporter FAT1 (gene FAT1). NCBI's taxonomy places the organism in Eukaryota, Fungi, Ascomycota, Saccharomycetes, Ascoideales, Ascoideaceae. The coding region runs from base 107 to 2116 and encodes 669 amino acids. Gene Ontology annotation, molecular function: long-chain fatty acid-CoA ligase activity; long-chain fatty acid transmembrane transporter activity. The transcript has a single exon. The record is from RefSeq and is a predicted model, not a curated record.
GUUGGAUACAAUCAAUCGAAGCAACUGCAAUCAAAGCACAUUGAGCAUUCUCCUUCAAACAAAAUUCCCUUCACACUAUUCAACUUAUCUAAACAACUGUUUGCAAAUGAUAAAAUCAAUCAAAUUGCAGUUUAUAAAGUGCCGAAACACCCUAAACCAUCUAUUCUUCAACUGCAUCAACUUUGCUAUAUCUAAAUUUAACUACCACAUCGAAUCAAAAUACCAUAUAAUCCACGAUCUAUAUAUCAUCCAAUAUCUAAUCAAGAGAUUGUUCUACUACUUGUUGCAGAAUCUAAACAAAAAAUUGAAUUACUGGUAUAUAUUUGAGAAAACAGUUUUUGAAAAUGAAAACAAAUUGGCUCUCGUUUACAUCAACUCUCCCUCAAUCAAAACUAAUUUUGUGCUAGAUAAGGACAAUCAAAAUCUUAGGAUCCCAAAUGACGCCAAUUUUAAGAUUGAAAGAUUGACUUACAUUCAACUAUACAAUGCUGUAUUAAGAUUAUCCUAUAUUUUAUCAACAGAUUACAAAAUCAAGCCCGACGAUAUUGUUGGACUUGAUAUGCAUAAUAAGCCAUUAUUUGUUGUCUUUUGGUUUGCUCUAUGGAAUAUUGGUGCCAAACCUGCGUUUUUAAACUACAAUAUUACCAACAAAACUUCAUUAAUUCAUUGUCUAAAAAUCUCAAAUAUCUCUCAGGUCUUCUUUGAACAAGAUUUCAAUCUUCCAGACGAUACCAUUAGUUCAAUUAAUUCAGAGUUACCUGAUCUUAAACUAACCUUUUUAAAUGAAGAUCAAAUAAACUUAAAAAUUUAUGACAAUUCUUCAAAAGUCUUUAGACUAAACGAUGAAUUGAGAAACAAAUCAGAUAAACCCUGGUCAACUUCAGCACUAAUCUUCACAUCAGGAACAACUGGCCUACCAAAGGCUGCGAUAAUGAGCUGGAGAAAAGUUUGUCUUGGUACUCCACUAUAUGGUCAUAUAAUCAGAAUCACAAAUAACUCAACCGUUUUCACCUCAAUGCCACUAUACCACUCAACAUCCUCAAUGCUUGGUGUAUUGCCAACCUUUGGUCACGGUGGUUGUAUUGCAAUAACUGAAAGGUUUUCUGCUUCCAAUUUCUGGGCCCAAGUCAAAAUAACUAAAUCCACUCAUAUUCAAUACGUGGGAGAAAUCUGCAGAUACUUAAUUAAUCAGCCAGUCAACCCAAACUAUGAGAAAAAUCACACAGCAACCAUAGCCUAUGGCAACGGUCUAAGAACAGAUAUCUGGUUUCAGUUUAAACAAAGAUUCAAUAUCCAUGCUGUAGGUGAGUUUUAUGCUGCUACAGAAGCUCCGAUUGCUACAACGAGCUUCCAAACAGGAAACGAUGGAAUUGGUGCUUGUAGAAACUAUGGAUCCCUAAUUAAUUAUAUUUUAUCAUACCAACAAAUUUUGGUCAAAAUGGAUCCAGACACAGACAAUGAACUUUAUAGAGAUGCCAAAACUGGCUAUUGCAAGGUCACUGACGCUGAAGAGCCCGGCCAAUUAUUAUUUAGAAUCUCAAGACCAAAAAAGCCUUAUGUCGACUUUCAAGGCUAUAUUAAUAAUGAAAAAGAAACAAACUCUAAAUUCGUUCGGGAUGUAUUUCAUAAAGGCGAUUGCUGGAUUAAAACUGGAGACUUGUUGAAAUAUGAUAAAGAUGGUUUAAUGUAUUUUAUUGAUAGACUAGGCGAUACAUUUCGAUGGAAGUCUGAAAACGUUUCAACCAACGAGAUUGAGAUUUUAAUCAAUAACUCAAAUUUAGUGAAUAAUUCCGUUGUUGUUGGUUUAAAGAUUCCAGGACAUGAAGGAAAAGCAGGAUUUGCCACAAUCAUUCCAAAUUCCAAUUUUGAUCUUACCAAAUUAGUCAAUUAUUUCAUGGAUAAUAUACCAAAGUAUGCUGUUCCAGUAUUCAUUAAACUUGCUGAUGAAUUCAUAACAACAGACAACCAUAAAAUCAUCAAGAAAAGUUAUAGAGAACAAAUAUUGCCAAAGGGAAAAAAUAAUGACGAAAAAUUAUAUUGGCUUAACAAAAACAGAUACGAGGAAUUAACAGAAGAAAGCUGGAAUGAUAUACUAUGUUCUAAAAUUCGUCUAUAGUUGCUUACUAUCAAAUGAUUUGAAUAGGUAUAAUAAGGGUUUUUUUUUCCUUAAAACAAUGAAGGAA